AUGUAUUUAGUAUCGUCUGCUGCAGGAGUUGUGUCAGAUAAAGAUUGUUCAACUAACGAUGAUUGCAAAGACAUUGAUCACGCUGAAUGUGACGGUGGAACUACAAAAUGCAAGUGUUCUGAUGGUUAUAGAGAGGAAGGCGAUACAUGUGUCAAAAGAAAAGUAUCGGAAACAGAUUGCACAAAUGGAGCAUGCACAGACAUAGAUAAUGCUGAAUGUGACAGUGGAACUACAAAAUGCAAAUGUUCAGAUGGUUAUAAAGAAGAUUCUACUGAUGGCAGCUCUUGUGCGAAAGCUGUUAGUGAUACAACAUGCUCAGAAAACGGAGAUGAAUGUGGCGAUAUCGAUAACUCUCAUUGUGACAAUGGCAAAUGUGAAUGUGACGCUGGUUAUGUCAUGAAUGUUGAUGUAUGUACCGCAGAAAAUGCAGCUGCAGUCAUACAGUUAGGGGCUCUUACGGUUCUUCUUUGUGUUUUGGCAACACUUAUACAGCAAUUCUGAUUUGGACGCAAAAGGAAAGCCUAAAUUCUUCUUUGUGUGUGUGAUGGACAUUUUAUUUAUUCCUUCUUCUUCACAUUUUUAUAUACUACCUUUUAUCAAAUCAAAAUAGAAUUGACAUUUAAUGAAAACUUUGAUUUAUUUAAAUAGAAAGGUGCAUACACAUGAGUAAAGAAAGGGAACUACCUGUACUGUAUUCUACAGAGUCAUAAUAAGUUUUUUCGGAUUUUAUUCAGUAUCUGUAUCUAUUUCCUUUAAUAUUGCCUUUUCGCUUUUGUUUUAUGUUUUUGUGUUAAGAGAUUUACAAUUUACCAUAGUCAACUGUUUAAUUCUUGAAUGAAAGAAUAUGAUUGUAUGUAUGAAAUCAUUUUGCUUGUAGAUUUUGAGACAUUGUAUUUAUGGUACGCCAAAUUGGUGUUUUAAUCUAUUUAAGCAAAAUGGGCUAUUACUCGGUGAAAAUAGUGUCGGAUGUCAUAUUCAAAGACAGACGUAGCGCAAUUAGAAAAAUAAUUGAAAUUUCAUGAGAAUCCUAAUGAAUUUAAAUGCCAAGACAAGUAAUGUAUAUAAACACCAAUCUUAACGCCUCAGAUUUUUUUAAUAUCCGUUAAUGCAUAAAAAAUGAUACAACUCAUAUUUCAUUGACAUAAAAUAAACAGUGUUUCGGUAUCUACUAGUUUUACCAGUUUUUAUACACUGUGAACAGCUUUAAAUGAACCAAGCAUUGUAGACAAGAUACUAUUUCCGACGAACGCCAUGUGAUUGCGUACAAACACUUUUUUUCAUUCAAGAAUAUUUAAUUAAGAAAUUCCUUAACAAAGAAAAGAAAAACAGGAUAUAACACUACUUAUUGUUGUCAAUGACGUUUCGUUUGAUAUAAUGGAAAA
Ruditapes philippinarum (Manila clam) is the source of this 1382-nucleotide messenger RNA. Its product is annotated as 25 kDa ookinete surface antigen-like. The coding region runs from base 1 to 501 and encodes 166 amino acids. The transcript is spliced from 6 exons. The record is from RefSeq and is a predicted model, not a curated record. NCBI's taxonomy places the organism in Eukaryota, Metazoa, Mollusca, Bivalvia, Venerida, Veneridae.